AUGGUGGCAAAUCGGCAGAAUCCUCGAGUCUACGCUGCGUUGGAUGCUGUCCUACCGCACAUCGGAAGCCUGGAGGACUUCGAUAGCCCACAUCCGGAUCCCGACAGCGUGGUGGUAACACAAGACAGGUGGUGUAUGUACCGCCCAGCGGCCAGGGACGAUGGAUGGAGAACUGCCGAAAACCUUCACCUGGAUGUCAAUCCUUGGACAUACGCUGGCCUGAAAGCCACUGAGAUCGAAACACUCAGGUACGGCACGGAAGAGUUCAGCGACCAUCGCUUUCCCUUGCAGGACUUCCGAGCGGAGCUCACGGCUGUUCAAGGCCGUGGAUGCCCCACAGGCGAGCAUGUGCAGGGGGUCCUCAAUCUCAUCGACAAUCUCGAGGAGGAUGGCGGGACUCGAGUUGUGCCCGGCUUCCAGCACAGCUUCAUGCAGUGGUUGCAGAGUUUAGGAGCCAUGGAGGACAACCUUUCUCAAAGCGGCCAGCAUGACAACUGGGUCCUUCGACGUGCGGCUGGUGGGGGAAGCUUCAAGUUCUCCAAUCUAGACCCCAUCCACGCCCUGUCCAGGCGGAUACCCAUGCGUGCGGGCAGCUUCCUUGUGUGGAAUCAGCUGGUCGUACAUGGCAGUUGUGCCAACCGAUCCAACAACUUCAGGAUGGCCCAGUUCAUCACUGGAUUUCGAGCAGGCGAGAUGAGCCCAGAGCGCGCCUGGGCGCGUGCAGCGGCCGUGCAGCGGCUCUGCGCCGGCUUGCCGCUGUCUCCUCUCGCGCCGCACGUCUUCGGCUUCUCCGAGCCGGGCGAGCCGAGCGAGCCUCGGAGGCUGGAGCCGGUCUCCCUUGCUUCUCGGGAGCGGAUGGCCUGCGAGCAUGUGCUCGCUUCCGCGAGAAAGGGAGAUGCAGAGGGGCUGCUGAAGGCAUUUGAAGAUUUUCACCUGCACUGUCGCCCCCUGCUGCACGUGGGCGAACGGAAGGGGGAGCAUCUCGAUGCCGCUGUGCGAGCACGGAGGCCUGCUCGCGCACUGGAGUUGGGGUCGUACCUGGGCUACUCUGCCGUUCGCAUUGCGCGCUGCCUACCCGAUGGGGCACAACUGUACUCGGUGGAGGAGAACUGCCAGAAUGCCAUGUUUGCCGAAGCAUCAGUUGAGCAUGCCGGACAAGAAGCCAAAGUGGUGGUUCUGCGGGGCACAGUGGAGACGCUGAAGCAGAGGCUGCUAGAGCUGGCGCCCUUCGACUUCGUCUUCUUGGACCACCAGAAGGCUCUGUAUCUCGAGGAGAUCCAGCGCCUGGAGGCCUGGGGGCUCAUACAAGAAGGGACAGUCAUUGUGGCGGACAAUAUCGGCGGCUGCAAUCGCGUGGACUGCCGUCGAGUGACGUGCGGCUGUGCUUACGCAAACUACGUCCGGUCAUCGGGCCACUACCACUCGCACUUCUACUGGGGCUCGAGAGAUGGCAUCGAGGUCUCCUGCGCAAUCCCGAAGAUCCCCGCUGGCGGGGUUGGAUGUGUGGUAGUGGAGACUUCAGAAGGAGAUGGCAGGGUAGCUGGAGGCAACACGCUUUCGGAUGCCUUCGACCUGCGAUGCGCUGCGGGCUGGCUCCGCUUGUGUCAUGCCACUGAGUGUGCAGCAAGUCUCAGCCUCUGGUUUCGGAGAAGUCUUGGGGAAGUCCCAGAUGAUUCGUGCGUCGGCCCCUACGUCGUGGAUUUGGCCGUGUGUGCAAGUGCCUGCUGCUUCUCUGCAGCGAAUGAGUUGAUGGAGCUGAGACUCCGGGUCUUGCUCAAGGAGUACCUCAGGCUGCGGACGCUUUCCCCCUUGGAGGUGCAGACGUUCCCGGACUUUAUGGCUGCCGGAGCACUGGCCUGCAGCUUUUAUCGCUUCUGUGAGUUUAACGUGCGACAAUCUGAUGCCGAUGCAAAGGCGAAAGACAGCUACAAGCUCAUGGCAGAGAGGGUCGAGCUGCUCCUGGAUGGCCCUGUGCGGAAGGCUGUCGUCGAUGCCCUGGCCGAUGCGGUUGGAGCAGCUGCAGCAUCAUAA
Messenger RNA from Symbiodinium sp. CCMP2456, 2031 nucleotides. The record is from the annotation of a GenBank genome assembly. Lineage: Eukaryota; Dinophyceae; Suessiales; Symbiodiniaceae.